UUCCAAUCGCCUUUUCACUUUUCACUCCACUCCACUCAAUUUCAAACUUUAACCUAACGUUCAAAGUUCAAAUCUUUAAAAAUCACUGUCCCCCCCUCCCCUCGCUCUCCUCAUUUCUUGAUUUAAACUCGCAAGACCCAGUUUUUUUCCAUGUGAGUAUUUCUUCUUCUUAGCUAAAAAUUUGAGAGAGAGCCUGGGUGGAAACAUUCUUGCUGAACAGCUGCAUCAAGAGAGAAAAACAUUGAGGGAAUCAGAAAUGCCUCUAAGGCAACCUCUUAGGAGCUCUUCUCAGCUUAGAGCUUCGAGUUCUGAUUCUGAGCCUUUGCGUAGUCGGCCCUUGAAAGAUAGGAGCCCCAAAUUGGUUGGUGAUCGUCGAUCCCCGAGGGGAGCUCAGUCUGAUCCAAUAACUCAGAAGAAAAAACUCGGAUCGCGCAUUGCAGACUUAGAAAACCAACUCGGGCAUGCUCAGGAGGAACUCAAGUGUCUAAAGCAUCAGUUAGCCUCGAACGAGUCUGCAAAGAGAAUUGCUCAGGAGAAACCCGAGAAGAAAACGAGGAAACCAACUGCUCCCAAGCCAGAGGAAAUUCUUCCCGGUGAUAAUCAUGAAUCCAAUGAAAAAGAAAACCAGCCUGGAAGUGAGGGUUUGGAUGAUAGCCAGCAAGAAACCGAUGUUUUUGAGGUUCCAGUGGAGAAAGUUGCUGUGGAGCCAAACGGGGUUGAAGAUAUUGAUGAAGAUGAAGUGAAAAGCCGAGUCUUGAAUCCCUCAGUUGAAUCGCCAGUAACCCCUGAACCAUCGUUUGAGGAGGAGCUGGCAUUGAAGAACGACGAGAUAAGCUCAUUAAAGGCCAAAUUGGAAGAGAAGGAAAAAGAGCUCGUCAACUUUGGCCAAGAAAACGAGAGCCUCAAACAACAACUAAACGAAAAGGCUAUCGAGGCAUCAUCAGCAAAGGCGAAGGGAGAAGAGGCAGCUCUCGAGUUGAACCAGGUUAGAGAAGAGCUGGAAACCACUAGAGACAAUUUAACCAGGUUCAAUGAACAGCUAGAAGCCAGCGAAAAGGCAAAGGAGGCUUUAGAAACCGAGAUGAAAAAACUGCGCAUUCAAACCGAGCAAUGGAGGAAAGCAGCAGAUGCAGCAGCUACAGUUCUUUCCGGGGGCAUGGAGAUGAACGGCAGAAGGAUGUCCGAGAGGUGUGGAUCAAUGGAAAAAUACAGCAGCAGUGUAUUUGAACCAGGAGUCGGGGGAUAUGGCAGUUACAUGGGAUAUCCAGGGUUUCUCGAUGACUCUGAGGAUGUUUCAGACAGUGGAAAGAAGAAAGGUUCUGGCAUAAAAAUGUUGGGUGAUCUCUGGAAAAAGAAGAACCAGAAAUGAACCAUUUUUAGCAUUAAGGAAGUUGAAGAGAACUAGUUUUUUCUAGUUCUUGUUUUUCUGGCUACGAAAAUGGUAGUAACAUCAUGUGUUUCAAUCUCUGGCAUCUUGGUUAUUUAUGGAUUCUAUGUUUAGGAUUUGGGUGUUUUUAGUUAGUUAAGCACGGCAUCAAUUCGAUGUAGCAACAACUUGAACUAUGAAAUUCUUGCCAUUUUCAGAACUUGUUGCAGAAAUGAGGCUACCCAACACUUUAUUAU
This is a messenger RNA of Ipomoea nil (Japanese morning glory), 1623 nucleotides long. RefSeq names its product interactor of constitutive active ROPs 4-like. Bases 257 to 1369 code for a protein of 370 amino acids. The record is from RefSeq and is a predicted model, not a curated record. The transcript is spliced from 2 exons. Lineage: Eukaryota; Viridiplantae; Streptophyta; Magnoliopsida; Solanales; Convolvulaceae.